Messenger RNA from Centropristis striata (black sea bass), 681 nucleotides. It is a transcript of the gene nkx3-1, whose product is annotated as NK3 homeobox 1. The coding region runs from base 1 to 681 and encodes 226 amino acids. Gene Ontology annotation, molecular function: DNA-binding transcription factor activity, RNA polymerase II-specific; RNA polymerase II cis-regulatory region sequence-specific DNA binding. Gene Ontology annotation, biological process: regulation of transcription by RNA polymerase II; cell differentiation. The record is from RefSeq and is a predicted model, not a curated record. Gene Ontology annotation, cellular component: nucleus. NCBI's taxonomy places the organism in Eukaryota, Metazoa, Chordata, Actinopteri, Perciformes, Serranidae. The transcript has 2 exons.
AUGACUGUGAGGACACACACUGCUUCAACCACGUCCCCUGCUGGAGUCACUGAGAGGCCUCUGACUUGUGGAUUAUUUGUGGAAAUGUCAAAACCUCGGACCUCCUUCCUCAUUGAGGACAUCCUCUCCAUUAAGGAGAGCUCAAGAUUGAAUGGAAAAUGCUGUCCAGAGAAGAAGGAAAGAUGUUCAGAGUGGAGAGAAGGAUCUGAAAAGUUGCAAGAGCAACUCUGCCCUGAGGAGACAGAGUUUGGAGUGCAGACAGGUGAGCUUCUGCAGGCUUUCUAUUCAGACACUUCUGAGUCCAGCACCUCAGAGUCCAGCAGUUUGUCCUCCACGGGGAAACAGAAGCGCUCCAGAGCUGCAUUUACACACCACCAAGUUCUUGAACUGGAGAAGAAAUUCAACCACCAGAAAUACCUGUCCGCCCCAGAGCGGUCUCUCCUGGCCAGCACCUUAAGACUUACCGAGACGCAGGUGAAAAUCUGGUUCCAGAACCGGAGGUACAAGACGAAACGAAAGCAGCAAACAUCAGAGUACUGUAAGGACGCAUACAGAGCCGAGGGACUGGGCCUGAGAGACGAGCUGGUCCAGUCAUCACUAAUCAGCUCCUUCUGCAAAGCUUACCAGUACAGACCCUACCUGUGGGACUAUGGUAGCCCCUGGGGGCCAACGUUAUGGUGA